This is a messenger RNA of Belonocnema kinseyi, 3194 nucleotides long. RefSeq names its product centrosome-associated zinc finger protein CP190 (gene Cp190). The record is from RefSeq and is a predicted model, not a curated record. Gene Ontology annotation, molecular function: protein binding. NCBI's taxonomy places the organism in Eukaryota, Metazoa, Arthropoda, Insecta, Hymenoptera, Cynipidae. The coding region runs from base 627 to 3179 and encodes 850 amino acids. The transcript has 5 exons.
GGGGGCGUCAUGAAUGAAAAUUGAAGACAGAAAGUAAUGUUUGGUGGACUAAAAGCCGUAUUGAUAACUAUUAAGUUACUCAGAAUCAAUUAACAUGUUGAAAUCAGUUUCAGUUGUUGAGAUGCUUUUUAUGGGAUAAGGAUUGGAAUAAUACGUAUGCCUUCGUUACUUGUUCAUUUUACGGAAGGUGUGUACACAUAAAUUUGAAAUAUAUGUACCAGAUUGUCAGUUCCUAUGGCAGCAAGGUACCUACUUCUUUAAUUAAAAAUGCUUGUAAGAAAAAUUGAAAAUUUUAAAGAAUAUGCCUAAUUAAAACUUGUGACUAAAAUAAUAAGUAAAAAGCAAAGGGUAUAUAUGAUAAUAUUUUAAUGAAUAUUAAACCAUCCCUUGCCAUUGGAAGUGCUGGAACCAGUUAUCGCAAAAUCUCCACUUCAAAACUACACGCACUUAAAAAAUAUUCAGAGGAGAAGCAACUGACAUCAAACCACAACCUUGUCACUUAUGUGCUACUUAACGAAUAAUGUGUCCUAUAAAACGUCUUAGCCUUUUGAAAAUUUUGGGAAAAUAAUUAAUUUAUCCAAUUCUUCAGUUUCUAAGUAUAUUGUGUGUGUAUUGAUUCUGCUAAAAUGCAUUCUGAAGAAAAUCAAGCAAGGGAACUACCGCAACCUGGGUUAAAGCAGGUGAAAGUGGAUAACUGGGGAACCUUUUUCCUGCAGAGACUUCAGCAAUUAUAUUUUGAAGAGCAGCUACUUGAUCUUACAAUUAAAUUCCCCACUAGCGAUAUCACAGUACAGGCUCAUCGGCUGGUCAUCACCACAUGUACGGACUACUUCGUACAAUUGGAACACCAACAAAGGGAAAGUAAUCAGAUGUUCGAUGGAAUCCUUGUAAUGCCGCACGAUAUGCCGUAUGAAUGCGUAAAAUCUAUAAUAAGUUUUAUGUACACUGGGCAAUUAGAAUAUUGGACCUCUGAACAAAGUGCUUUAUAUCGAACAGCGCAGAAAAUGAAAAUGACUGUUUUGACGAAAUUACUAGAUGCGCAGUCUAGCACGGGUAAUUUGCAAGCAAAUUUACAAUCGAACACCAAUAUUAAUCCUGUUAUUGGAGUUUGUAGAGAAAAUGCCCGACCUAAGAAAGUCGCAUCUUCAGACUAUCAUACUUCCAUGCUGCCGAUUCAAAUUUUACCAGGAAGAAAGCUUCCUAUUUGGAAAAGAAAAUUGGAUACUUCUACAGAUGUAUUAACGAAUUAUGACUUAGGUUCAUUACGAAGUCCAUCCAAGAGCCACAAAACAGUAGAAACUACGUCCGGUCCAUCCAGAUUCGACCUACCAGAAGUCGAAGAUUUUGCUCUUGGAGUGUUUUCCUCAUUUGAAGAUAUAACCUACGAUACUAAGCCUAUUGUUCAAGCUCCUGAAAAUGUCAACAAUGGAAAUAUAAAUCCGAGCGUUAAUUCUGCAGACCAUCAACAUAACAGAAAAUGUGUAGAGGACGAAACAGAAGUGCAACGUAAGCGACGAAAUUCAAAUGAUGAAUAUUCCGAUGACGACUGGACGGGUAUAAAGUCUAUCUUAAAACAUCAAGAAGUAGAAUGUUCACCAUUAAAGAAAGUUAGAUUUGAUUUUGAAGAGAAAGAAAACAUUGAUAAAUCACAAAGUAUAUCAACUGCAAGUAAUUCCACAGAAUCAAUGAAUAAUCAUGCUAAAAUUAUAAAAGAGGUAUUAAAAAAAUAUCCGCACUUAGUAAAAAACAAUAAAAAUAUACGUUUGAAAAUAAUGCAGAAGGAAGUAAAAUCUUCCAAGCCUAGUGUAUCAGCAAAAACAAAAGUUUCCUAUGUUGUCUUAAAGUCGGACCACCUUAUGAACGAUAAAAAUUCAGAUGAUAGCAUGUCAAAAUCAUUGAAUGUUGAUGGAUGUGAAACAGGACCUUGGAAAUGUAGUAAAUGUGAUCUUGAAGAAGAAUACACGAAUUAUUAUAUGUAUAGGAGGCAUAUGCAAGAUGUGCACGAACAAAAGUUUGACCCGAGAGUUUGUGAGCAUUGCGGUUACAAAGCAACAAAACGCAAUAUUUUAAUGUAUCACCUUUACACGAAACAUAACGUACCCCCGCCGAAAAAUAUGUUUUUUCCUAAAUGUCACGCUUGUUCUUAUGUUGCACUUUCUGAAACGUUAUUAGUAAGACAUCAAAUGAAUCAUAAUCAUCGUCCUGCAAGUCGCUCCCAAAUUCCUUCUUUAGAAGGGACUCAGUGUAUGCAAUGUGCCCAGGAAUUUAAGGAUGUGGCUGAACUAGCAAGUCACGAAAUAAGUACCUGUCAUGGUACAUCUAAUGAGAAUAAGGACAAAACUCAUCGUUGUCCGCAUUGUGGAAAAACGUUUGUUCGAGUAACAAAUCUACAUGUUCACCUUGAUUGUGUACAUAAGGAACUACGUAAUAUUGCAUCUGCACCACAAAUCUCUGUAGCGUUAGAACCAUCAACAGAAGCAGAAGCGCUAAGUAAUGUUGUUAGUGGUAUAGCGACAUCUUUGGGUGUUAAUGACUCUGUUCAAUCAGAAUUACAAAUUAAUACUUCUGAAGCAGAAUAUAUUGUACCCGAGAUUGACAGUAUUUCAACAACGCCUCCCUGCAAUACGCAAGAAUAUCAAGAGCAACAUAUGUUAAUGUUAAUAGAUGACGGCACUUAUCAGAAUCAGGAAAAUCGGCAGCAAGAAGAAGAACAUUUAAAUAUGUCGAGAAACGAACAAAUCAUUAUGCAAGGUGUAGAAGGAGAUAUGAUAGUCUACAUACAAGAGAAUGAUACGCAAAAUAAUAAUCGAGAUUAUGGCACAUAUCACUCUAUUCAAAUGACACAAUGUCAAGAAGAAAUUGUUGAAGAAGUUGUUGAGGAGUUGGAGGAAUUUGAGGAAGUAAUGGAAUCUGAAUCGAAUGUAUCAAAUGAGAAAGAAGAAAAUCAAUUGGAGGAAGAAAUACAGUACGUUGAGGAGGAAACGGAAAUAGUAGAAUACAACGAUGAAAUAGAUCAGGAUCAAAAUAGUGGAAAUGUGGAGUCUCAGGAAUCCAUUAUGAUUAUUGAGGAAGAACAGUUAGAUGAAGGCGGAAGUAAUGUUAUGGAAGACAAUAAUAAAGAUCAAUAUGGGACAAAAAUUAUUACAAAGGAAUGGGAUGUUGAUAAAGUAAACGUUUAAACCAUAAUAAUCAAA